Molecule: messenger RNA, 2883 nt
Organism: Clunio marinus
Lineage: Eukaryota; Metazoa; Arthropoda; Insecta; Diptera; Chironomidae
Source: the annotation of a GenBank genome assembly
AUGGGUGACGCAUCAAAAACUUUUUUCAUUCCCAUGCUUAGUGGAAAAAAAAUUUGGCGUAACAAAUUACACAAAUAUUUGAUCCGCGAGAGACCCGACGACAAGAUCUUCAAUGAGAUAGGAAAAGAUUCUUUAAACGUCUACCAACCGACUACAAAUGGAUUCUCGUCUUUGUAUCUCGCAAUUGCUUAUAAUAGAGAAAAUAUCAUUCAAAAAUUGAUUGAAAUUUAUGAGAAUGACCACAAUUUUCUUGUGCAGAGUGGCUACAAUGCCGAUAUAGCCGUGUUAAUUGCUUUUGGAGUUGACGAAUGUAAGUUUGUCGAAGACAAAUUAGCACAGUUUACAAAUGAAGUUGAAGAUGGAAACAAAAAGUUUCUAAUCCUAAUGAAACAAAGCAAUGAACACGAUCCAACAGUUAAAACAAUCUCAACUAAAAAUGAUGAAGAACAAAAAUUAUUUCUAAAUAUUGUUGAACGACUUCAUGGAAAUGGAACAUUCGAUGUGAAUAUUUUACAUUUGGCUGCAUUUCAAGGAAUGGUUUGGCUGAUUGAGAAAUUGAUUGCACUUGGUGCACAACUGGAAAAGAGUGAGUUUCAAGAGAAGUCACCCUUUGAACUUGCAUGCAUCAACCACCAACUUGAAACAGUUAAAUGGAUGAACAAAACAUUCAAACCAGAUCUUUUGAAGUUUAUGGCCGAAGGAUCUGCUUUAUUCAACAUCGCGGGUUAUGGAGCGUUUGAAGUUUUCGACUACAUCAUGUCUGAAAUAAAAAAGUAUGAUGGCGAGGAACAUGUCACUGAAAUAUUUGGCAGAAAAACUGAAUAUAGUGGAUUUAAUAUUCUGUUACAAGCAAUAACUUGCAAUCAAUGUGACUUCGUGAGUAAAUGCUUAAAAUAUGAACCCGAUCUCUUCUUUGCUGAUGUAAACAACUGCAAUAUAAUGCAUUUAUUGUUAACACAUUACAACGUCGAUCGUGAGCUUGUCAGAACAAUCAUAAAGAAGCAACCAAAUCUUCUAGUCAUAGAGAAUUCCAACCAAUGGAUUCCCCUUCAUUACCUCGCUAAUAACAAUUACCUUGAAGAGCUUAAAGAUGUUUAUCAGAAGUUUCCAGCUUAUAAAAAUUGCUUUUUCAAGAGCUUUGCUGACACACCAACAGCUAUUAAGGAAAAGGAAAAGAUUUGGUGUGAAACGCCAGGACAUUCAGCAUUUCGUGAUGUUGUGAGUGGUGGACAUAAAGAAGCAGCUGCUUUCAUUAUUGAAAAUCAUCCCGAUGAAUUUGAAUCAGCUUCUUAUAUUUCUAGUCUUGUUGUGAUUCUAAUUCAAACUGGUGCAUCUUUGGAAUUCUUCAAAAUGCUUCAAAAACUCAAAUUUUUUGACAUCAACGUUCCUGAUGAGAAUAAAAAUUUUCAACUUUUAAUUGCUUUGAGUUUUAAAAAGUUUGAUUUAUUCCAAUACAUGAUUGAGUCAUGCAACGUCAAGGACUUGAAUAAGAUAAUUGAGCCUUAUACGCAAUACAAUCUUCUACAUCAUUCAAUUCAUAAAGUUAUUCCUGACGUAGCUCCAACUCCUUAUACAGAAUGUUGUUCUCUUCCGAAAAUUGAAAAUGACUCAUCAGAUGAUGACGUGGAAUCAACAAAUGAAGCACCAGCAACAACACAACUUCCUGAUGAAAUGAAAAACCUGCAGCAGAUUCAUGAAGCUGAGAGACGAGAAGAGAAAAAAUUAAUGCAGAAAAUUUUCAUGGAUUUAUUAAAACGUGGAGUUGACUACAAGCAUCGUGCACAUCAACGAAAAACUCUUCUACAUUUUGCUUCUGAAUGUGACAACGACGAAGUUGUACGUGAACUUGUGAAAUUAGGAUUGAAAGUUGAUGAGAUUGAUGAUAAUGGAGACACACCAUUGCAUCAUGUGAAAUCUGCUGAAGUAUUUAAAAUAUUGAUGGGAAAUGAAUUGAAACCUGAUUUAGUGAAUUUAAAGAACUCACGGGGAAGAACGCCAUUCAUAAAUUUUGUCUCAACCUUUGGACAGGAUAAAGUUCCGUUUGAUUUCUUCUGCGAAUUCAUGAAACAUGAACCAGAUGUCAAUACUUCAGAUAACAUUGGCUACAAACCAAUUCAUUCUGCUUUUACAGAAGAUUGGGUGAAACUUUUGAUGGAUCGUGGUGCAAAUGUGAAUGUAACUAACAAUAUAGGAGAGAAUUUAGUUCACAUUGCAUUGAGAUGUCAAAGAUGGGAAGUUGCAAAGUUUUUAUUGCAACAUACCGACAUUGAUCGCUUUGCAGUUACGAAUGACGACGUCUCAUACAUUGGAUUCUUCACAAUGGGCAGCACUAUUUAUAAAGAGGUAUUUGAUGGCGAUUUACGAUCUGUUUUCAACGAACUCGUGGAUAAAUAUAUCAAUGGAAAAACUGUUUAUGGAGGUCUUGUAAUUAAUAUUUUCAUUGGAAAUUCUGAUCUGAAAAGAAUCAUGCAUCCCAAAGCCGAUCUUCAUCUUCGAGAAGCUGAUGGUCGUAGUUGCCUUCACGAAGCUAUCACGUGCAAAGCCAGUUUGGAAGUUAUCAAAAUAUUGGCCGAUAAAGGUGUGGAUAUCAACGCAGUAAAUGAAAACGGUUUCACUCCACUUAUGUAUUCAAUUGAUAGCGAUGCAAAUGACAUCUCAUCAUACUUCAUCGAUCAAAGUAACAUCCAGUUAAACCUCACGAAUUCUUAUGGGUGGACUGCCUUGCACUUUGCCGCUUCUUCUGGAAAUGCACAAAUCAUUUGUAAACUUUUGGCAGCUGGCGCUGAUCCAAAGAUUGUUAACAACGAAAGUAAAACAUUUUAUGAUUUGUUGAAAGAUUUUGAUAAGAAAUUGUUCUGUUCUUAUUCAGAGUCAUCUUCUUAA